This is a messenger RNA of Lemur catta (Ring-tailed lemur), 8502 nucleotides long. RefSeq names its product protein kinase C alpha (gene PRKCA). Gene Ontology annotation, molecular function: ATP binding; diacylglycerol-dependent serine/threonine kinase activity; zinc ion binding. NCBI's taxonomy places the organism in Eukaryota, Metazoa, Chordata, Mammalia, Primates, Lemuridae. The transcript has 17 exons. Gene Ontology annotation, biological process: protein phosphorylation. The record is from RefSeq and is a predicted model, not a curated record. Bases 224 to 2242 code for a protein of 672 amino acids.
AUCGGCUCCGGCUCCCGCUCCCGCUCCCGCUCCGUUCCCUGCCGCGCCGGCCCGACUCUCCCCGGCCGCCGCCGCGCCGCCUCGCAGCGAUCCCGGCCGCCGGCCCGCGCCCCCCGCCCGGGGUCGCCCGCGGCCCUGCUGCCCUUCCCCCGCCCGCCCCCGCCCACCCCGGCCCGCCCCGGCCGCUGCUCCCCGGCGGAGGCAAGAGGUGGCUGGGGGGACCAUGGCUGACGUUUUCCCGGCCAACGACUCCACGGCGUCUCAGGACGUGGCCAACCGCUUCGCCCGCAAAGGGGCGCUAAGGCAGAAGAACGUGCACGAGGUGAAAAACCACAAAUUCAUCGCCCGUUUUUUCAAGCAGCCCACCUUCUGCAGCCACUGCACCGACUUCAUCUGGGGGUUUGGGAAACAAGGCUUCCAGUGCCAAGUUUGCUGUUUUGUGGUUCACAAGAGGUGCCAUGAGUUCGUCACUUUCUCCUGCCCGGGUGCAGACAAGGGACCCGACACUGAUGACCCCAGGAGCAAGCACAAGUUCAAAAUCCACACCUAUGGGAGCCCCACCUUCUGCGAUCACUGUGGGUCACUGCUGUACGGACUUAUCCAUCAGGGGAUGAAAUGUGACACCUGCGACAUGAACGUUCACAAGCAGUGCGUAAUCAACGUCCCCAGCCUCUGUGGAAUGGAUCACACGGAGAAGAGGGGGCGGAUUUACCUGAAGGCUGAGGUCGCCGAUGAAAAGCUUCAUGUCACGGUACGAGAUGCAAAAAAUCUCAUCCCUAUGGAUCCAAAUGGGCUUUCAGAUCCCUACGUGAAGCUGAAACUUAUCCCUGAUCCCAAGAACGAAAGCAAACAAAAAACCAAAACCAUCCGCUCCACGCUGAACCCCCAGUGGAACGAGUCCUUUACGUUCAAAUUAAAACCUUCAGACAAAGACCGACGACUCUCUGUAGAAAUCUGGGACUGGGAUCGAACAACAAGAAAUGACUUCAUGGGAUCCCUUUCCUUUGGCGUUUCGGAGCUAAUGAAGAUGCCAGCCAGUGGAUGGUACAAGUUGCUUAACCAAGAAGAAGGUGAGUACUACAAUGUGCCCAUUCCGGAAGGGGACGAAGAAGGAAACAUGGAGCUCAGGCAGAAAUUCGAGAAAGCCAAGCUUGGCCCUGCUGGGAAUAAAGUCAUCAGUCCUUCGGAGGACAGGAAACAACCUUCCAACAACCUUGACAGAGUCAAACUCACCGACUUCAAUUUCCUCAUGGUGCUGGGGAAGGGGAGUUUUGGGAAGGUGAUGCUUGCUGACAGGAAGGGAACAGAAGAACUGUACGCGAUCAAAAUCCUGAAGAAGGACGUGGUGAUUCAGGAUGACGACGUGGAGUGCACCAUGGUGGAAAAGCGAGUCCUGGCCUUGCUCGACAAGCCCCCGUUCCUGACGCAGCUGCACUCCUGCUUCCAGACGGUGGAUCGGCUGUACUUUGUCAUGGAGUACGUCAACGGCGGAGACCUCAUGUACCACAUUCAGCAAGUAGGAAAAUUUAAGGAACCACAAGCAGUAUUCUAUGCGGCAGAGAUUUCCAUUGGAUUGUUCUUUCUCCAUAAACGAGGAAUAAUUUAUAGGGAUCUGAAGUUAGAUAAUGUCAUGUUGGACUCAGAAGGACAUAUCAAAAUUGCUGACUUUGGGAUGUGCAAGGAACACAUGAUGGACGGAGUCACGACCAGGACCUUCUGUGGGACUCCAGAUUACAUCGCCCCGGAGAUAAUCGCUUACCAGCCGUAUGGGAAAUCCGUGGACUGGUGGGCCUAUGGCGUCCUGUUGUAUGAGAUGCUAGCCGGGCAGCCUCCGUUUGACGGUGAAGAUGAAGAUGAACUGUUUCAGUCUAUAAUGGAACACAACGUUUCCUAUCCAAAAUCCUUGUCCAAGGAGGCCGUUUCCAUCUGCAAAGGACUGAUGACCAAACACCCCGCCAAGCGGCUGGGCUGCGGGCCUGAGGGAGAGAGGGACGUGAGAGAACACGCCUUCUUCCGGAGGAUUGACUGGGAAAAACUGGAGAACAGGGAGAUCCAGCCCCCAUUCAAGCCCAAAGUGUGUGGCAAAGGAGCAGAGAACUUCGACAAGUUCUUCACUCGAGGACAGCCCGUCUUAACACCGCCGGAUCAGCUGGUCAUCGCUAACAUAGACCAGUCUGACUUUGAAGGGUUCUCGUAUGUCAACCCCCAGUUUGUGCACCCCAUCAUCCAGAGCGCAGUAUGAAACUCACUGGCCAGAGAAAACGCCCCCCACCCCAGUCCCCCGCCCCCCAGCAGUGGGAAAUGAUCCUUAAGCCUAAAAUUUUAAGGCCAUGGCCUUGUGUCUUGUUGCACUUGGAGGCCUGAAAAUUAUAGGGUUAUUAGUCCAAAUGUGAUCAACUGUUCAGGGUCUCUCUGUCACAACCAAGAACAUUAUUUUAGUGGAAGAUGACAUAAUGUACAGUGUCCAGUUUAAUUAUGUAGAAGUCACAUCUGGCUGUAGAUUGCAACCCUUCCUAGAAAGCAAAUAGACUCUUGCCCCCUUUUGGGUACGAUUUGAUAUAUUUUCCAUGCCCUCUGUCUGUGGAUUUUCACCAUCAGGAUUCCCCAACCAGAGAUGUUAAAAUGAACCUGCCCCAGCCCAAUGGGCUGGAAACAUCUCCACCCAAGACAUCUUUGCAAGGAAAGUAUGGGGCACCCAGAGAGAGAGCAGGGAGGGAUCGGGGCUCAGGGAGGCUUUGAAAUACCCUCUGCCUCUGUCCUCUGCCUCCACGGAAACAGUCUCUAGAACCUAAGAGGCCAGGAUGGACCUAAUCACUGUCCCCAAACAUUGACACAUCGUAACCCAACCAUGGUCCAGUGGUUACCAGUUGAAAAAAGAAAGAAAGAAAACUUCAGAUGAGUGUUGGGUGAAUCUGUCCUCUGGUACCUACUUGGUUGAUAACUGUCUUGGUACUUGCAUUCUUUUUAAGAGGCCAAAUCAUUUAAGGACUUUGCUAAAGAGCAUGUGAAAUCAUUUCAGAUCAAGGGCAAACCAUUGUGUGUGUACGUUCCUUUUAAUCUCUAGGAGAUUAUUCUUCGAUCCAGGGUGCCAUCAGUAAUCAUGCCACUAUUCACAAGUGUCGUUAGCCAACCCCCCACCCAAUAUUUUGCUCCCAGUGUCGUCACCCACCCCUGAGAAACUCAAGUGUGCGCUCCACCCCCUUUUGUACUUAUUUAUUUAAUAGGCUGCGGUGUCGUUUACGGAAGUACGAUGUACAGUGACUUAAUCGGCGUGUUGACCCUAGCACCAGUCCCUACUGGUUGGUUUUCUUCCCUCCUCCAGCCCUUCAUGUCCACUUAGGGAUGAAAAACAAUGAGGUUUUGGUUCCCAUUCCCAGUUCUUGUCAAAUGACACCCCUGGAGCGGUCGAGUCAGGAAACCUGGAUGCACAGCGGCUCAAAGAUGUUUUAUCACUAGAAGGAUUUUAAUAUGUUUUGCAAAUGCAUCAUGCAAUGAAUUUUGCAUGUUUAUAAUAAACCUUAAUAAUAAGUGAAUCUAUAUUAUUGAUAUAAUCGUAUCAAGUAUAAAGAGAGUAUUACAAUAAUUUUAUAAGACAAUUGUGCUAUAUUUGUGAAGGUUCUUCUUUCUAAUCUGCUUUUAUGAUUAAGUUUUAGCUUAAUUCUUUACUGCUGUGCUUUCUCCGCCCCCCCCCGCCCCCUCCCUGCUUUUGGGCACUGUAUCAGAUAUAUUAAUUUUUUAAUGUGGAUCUAAUUUCAAAAUGAAUGGCUACUUUACAUGAUCAAUUAGGCUUUUACUAUAUAUGUGUCUAUGUGUAUAUAUAUAUAUAUAUAUAUAUAUUUGAUUCUACCUGCAAACAAAAAUUUUGUUUGUAGGGUUAUUUUUGAAAUGAGACUCUCUCUUUUAGCUUCUCAAUGCCAUCUUCCAUUUGGGUUCCUCUGCCACUCUUCCUCUUGGGAACAACGGGAGGUGUCUGACUCCAGGGUGCCUAGUACGUUUGUGCACGUGUGGCGUUGUCACAGCACCCGGGCUGAACUUUGUGUGUUCGUGUUUGUUUUGCUCUUCCUUUCAGCCACGUGACUGUUGGUGACUCUGGGGGCGGGAGGGGUGGGAAGACUCCCUCCUUGCUAUGUGUACCUGGAUGCACCAGAAGCUUGCUGUCUGUCCGCCCCGAAUGCCCCGCCGUUUGCUAUGAGACCCACCACCACGUGUCCACCCCUGAGCACAGCCACACCCUGCAGGUGCCAGCACAGCCUUUUCAGAGGCUGAAGGUCUCCCUCCAGCCAUUGCUGGAAUUGGCCUUGCCAGGAGCACUGCUUUGGCGAGACACCCCUCAGUGCAAGGCCCUCAGGGGAGCCAGGCUUCUACACCAGAAAGUCAGAAUGCAGGCAGCUAUUGGGCCUUGCAGAGAGCUGCUCUGGUUCCUCCCAAAAGCAUCUCCCUCUGGCUGUUGGCCUGAAGUUCACAUGACACACAGCCACUGAAGGGUCUUUGAGGCGAGAGGCCUGGGCUGUCCUGGACACCCGUGAGUGGAGGAAGAGAGGGAGCAGGGAAUGGGCCUGAGCAGAAGAAAGCAAUUUUUUCUGCCAUCUUUUAGGGACCUUAGACAUCCAGACUCAGAAGGGGCCCAGCUCUGGGCCUGCAGUCCUAUCGGUCAGUGCACGUUCUGAGGGCAUGUCCUGACCGGCUGCACCUCAUUUGGUCCAGUGGGAAAGAGACUGGUUUGUAAAAGAGCCUAAAAGACAAAAGGGCCAGUCCCUGUUCCCCAGACGGGAGCAGCGGCAGGACUGAUCCCCGCCCAGCCAGGAGAGGCAGAAGCCCCACGAGGGGGUGUGUGGGCUUAGGGACCAUUCGUUCCAGUGCCCCAGGCCGCCUGCUGGUUUUAAGCAAGGCUCAGGCUCAGGCUUUCGCUCAAACAGCCAACCCGCAGUUCAAAUUCCCAUUUCUCUCGGAAACAUUCACUGUCCCGUCCCGGAUGGCUUGUGUUCCUUCAGAAUGUGUGGCAAAGUUUCCAAAGACAGUGCCCUAACCAUGGGGCCCGGCGUUCUGCCUGAGGGACAGCAGACUGGAGAACAAACCUGGGGAGGGGAAAGCAGUAAAAACAGGGGCGCGGCGACGUGUUCCCGGGAUGUGGCCUGCGUUAGGCGUUGCUGAGUAUUGAGCUUAGGUAGAGGCCAGUGCUGUAAAGAUCUGAGCAGCCAAGACAGUUAUCGCUGGAAGACUAAUGUGGCUAACCACGAACAACUGUCACCCACAGAGUCGACUUAGCAGCUCUCAUGGGCAUUGUGUGAGAUGCGACAGCAGGGAAAGCGCUGCUGUUGGAACUGCGGCAGCCGCGUGGGAGGCAAAGGGACGACUCCUUGAAGGGGCAAGUCCUGCCCCUGAGCACUGCCUGUGCCGCCGGGCUGGUGGAGGUCCAGGCCGCCAGGCAGAGUCUAGCACAGUCCCAGUCUCCACAGGCCCCAGGGGACUGUGACUGUGAAGCCCGUUGGGAUUGCUUUGCGUUGUUCUGCCUUGGAAGGUGGCGGCCGCUCUGCGGCAGAACUUCUCUCCAAGGCUGUGGGCCAGCGGGCUGGCAGCCCGUCUCUUGGCAUCUCGUCUAAAGCCACCAGGUGCUGGGUUUGAGAGGAAGUCGCUAGAGUGUGCCGCCAGGCGCAGCACCCAGGGUAGUGUGCGGGAACUGAUCCAAAAGGUGGGUAGGAAACCCCUGGAGCCAAAUGAUCGCUCCCUGCGCUUGGACUUCUCUUUCUUCCCCUGGCCUGGCACGGUUCAUGCAGAACCGCUGCCUGCCUGUUCUUAGCAGACGUGCGAGGCCUUCUUAGCAGGGAUUUUGAUAGAAAAUCAGGAGGUUGAGAGCUCUUUGCAAACUUGGCCUGAGAUGCUGGGUUGAAAGAUUGUGGAAGACCAAGAUUAACACAACCCAGCAAGAGGUGUCGAGCGUCUCUCCGAGCUGAAGCCCUUAGGAGGGCAAGGUGACUUGCUGCAGUGGGCGUGCAGCCCCUUGAGAGCCCCCCGCUGAUGAGCGGGGAAGGGAGAGGCUGGGGGCGGCUGCGGUCAGAACGGCUAGGCAGGAGCGGGGCAGAGGGUGCCCGCGGGAGAGGGAGCUGCUGUCAUCCGCAGUGGCUUCCCGUCGCAGGGUGUCAGUGCAGAUGGGAGUUACCGUCUGCUGGUUCUCGAGAGUGUGUUUUGCCAGGGACACAGUCUGUUCCUCCUGAGAAAACACCCCCCAAAUGCCAACAGCAUCCACACCAGCUGCUAGAAGCCCCUUCCCCUCCCCUCACUCCCUCGAAAUAGCUCACAGUUCUCUGGGCAGAGCCAACGAGUUCCUGCCCGUGUUCCUCUGUGGCUUCCUGCUGAGAACGAUGGCAGCUGACGAUGGAUGGAGAAGUCACAAGAACAACUAACACUGUUCCCACCUGGUUCCACCGAGCAGGAGAAAUUUGAGUUGUUUUUGCUGGGAUUUGUUUUCUCAUUACUGAUGAGGGGGAAGUGAGAGUCUUACAUUUCUAAAAGCCUCAGAAAGGCAACACCAUCUGACAGUCAUUUUCUCACUUUGGUCUCACGAAGUCACCUAUUUCUUGUGUGUUCGUAUCACACUAUUUCCUGUUUCUUUAUAACCCGGCAAGGGCAGGAGUGCCUGGUCCCUGCCGAGCACACCAGACAGCCGUCAGGAAGGGCGCAGUGAGCCAGGGGCCCGAGUGACCUUGAGAGCUACAGGGAGAACAGCAGGCACUACAGUCAUCGGGAAGGAAAGGGACAUGGGGUUAUUAGUGGCUACGCACCAAUUGGACGAGGAGUGUUGGGAAAUGUUUUCAAAAAUCCUCUCCUGGGCUGCAUUUAUGAAAUAUACUGGACAGUCAUUCCUGCCGCCUCCCAUCUGGCUGACACAGCGAAUCUCGGGCUUGCUGUGUAUCUCUGCUCUGAGAAGGUCCAGAACGUUUGGGAAGGGUCCCCGAGGUUUCCAUGGGUGAAGGCAGUCAUCUAGGAAUGGUGUCAACCACAAUGUUGUCAAUUCGGUGAUGUCAGGGUCCUUGGGAGGGUUAAAAUUGUGAAUGGUUAUGAACCCUGGGCCUCUCAUUCAUGUGAUCAGGGGUCAGUUAACAACUGUUCGGGUCGUACUCGGCCAUCAAACAGCCUUACAGUGACCCUGCCAGCCCACAAAUUCCAAAGACUUUUUUUUAACCUUAAGGACGUUAUUAAUUUGUUAAUUCCAAUAGAACAGCUGAACAUACUGGGCUAUUUGUACUUUUUUAUAGAGAACUUUAAUAAUACAAUGCUUUAAAAAAUGAGUUUUUAAAAUGAAGCUAUGGACAAUUUCAUAAAGUUCCAACCACAUGGAGCCUGUGAGAGGACCCAGCCUGGGUCCGCUGGGGCACCCCAACCUGCAUUCCCACCGCAGGGGUUCCCCGUGCCAGUGGGCCAUAGGGUCCACAUCGGAAUGACCACAAGUUCAGGUGCAACUUGUUGGCAGACUGAUGCUCGGUGUGUUUUUAGUAGACACUGGGGACAACCACUUAAGGUCUAGAAACUUUCAAACCAUAGGAAAGAUGGCUCUAUUGUCCCCCAGGCAGAUGCAGCCAUAGGGUAGCAUUCCCAGGGGUCUCUACGACCCCUUUCUUCCCUCUGUGAGGCUCCGUGACCACCCUUGGGCAGGACGAGGGGGACGCUUCCUCGGCUCCGUCCCCAGGUCUCUCAUACUUGAGAUGUGAAGAGUCAGAGGUGCCCUCUGAGGAUUCCGCCCACUGGGCAAUUCAGAAAUGCUUCAAUAUCCCCGGAGAUCAGAGGCAGCGGCAGGCGUGGCUGUUGGCCUCUUUCAUAGUAGUCACUUAUGUGUGUAGACAGAACCCUACUUUUCAGAAAAUAGGUGUCAGGUCCACUUUCUAAGAACCCUUUUUUCUAAAAUAAGACAAAAGGUGGCUUUGCAUUUUCUGAUUAUACAGCUGUGUCUUUGUCUCUGCUUAACUUUAGGAGUAUCUAUUCCUGUGAUUGUGGAUUUUUGUUGAUAUUCUCCCCGGAAGAAUGUGAUCCUUUUCUUGAAAGGUCGGUUUAGUGGAAUAUUCAAAUCAUUCAUGAAGGCAGUUACUACUUUGAGUCCAAGGUUUUCUAAAAAUUAACCUCACAUCCCUUCUAUUAGGAUAUCUCAGAGUAUCUUUUAUAGACAGAAACAUUUGACAUCAUCACUGUCGCUACGUGAUUUUUUUGUGUGAAGGACAUACCGUGUUUAAAUCAUUAAUUGAAAGCCAUCAUUUAAGACCCCAAACUUGUAUGGAGGAAGAGAUGGAGACUGAGGUUUUUCCUUCUGUGUAAGCACCUACUGACGAAAUGUAGAGGCCAUUCACCUGUCAAACGACAUUGGGUUAUGUCGCAGAUGAGAUGGAUGUAUAAAUUACUGCAUUGCUUUUCUCAAUUUGUAUGACCUCUAAUCUUCGUUUGCAUGAUAUGCUUUGUUAGAUACAUUCAUUGUAGUUUGGAAGCCAGCGUGUAUGAAUAAAGAUAACGAUCCUC